Messenger RNA from Parnassius mnemosyne (clouded apollo), 1878 nucleotides. The record is from the annotation of a GenBank genome assembly. NCBI's taxonomy places the organism in Eukaryota, Metazoa, Arthropoda, Insecta, Lepidoptera, Papilionidae.
AUGACUGCAGAUUUACUGAAUGACAAACUAAGUAUUAAAACAUUACUGUUUACUAAAGCUCUACCAAACUAUAUCAUUCCUCUACCUACUGAUGGCCAUAAAUUAUUCUCUUGCACCGAUUGUGGUGACAGAUACAUUAUGGAAUCGAGCUAUGAUUAUCAUGUAAAUAGAAAGUCUGUAAAAAUUACCUACAAAUGUCGACAUUGUGGAGAAUCAAAAGUUUUUUAUAAUCGUUGCAACUUACUAAGUCACAUUCGAUCUCAUGCUUUUAAAACUGCAACUAUUAAUGUAAGCGACUUAAAGGUAGAACCUUUACCAAUUGAUUUUUUUACAUUAGAACCAUCUAAUGGUCUGACGACUCAAAUAACAAAUAAGUCCCAAAAAUCUACAAGUUCUAUAUGCUAUGAAUGUAAAAUGGAUAACACUAAGACAGGAAUAGCAUAUAAAGAUAGAGCUAGACAUUAUAUGCAAUAUACAAAUGAAGUAUAUUCAUGCCCCAUAUGCAUGUUUACAUUGCCUACCACUUGUGCACUUAAAGCUCACUUGCGUUUGCAUUUAAAAAAUCCACCAUUCUACUGUCCAGAAUGUGGUAUUCAUCUUUCAAAUAAAAGUAUACAUUAUCCAUUUGGUCAUGAUUGUGAAGGCUUCAAGAUGAUGCGAGCCACUGCUAGAUUAACAUGCUCCAUUGAUGAUUUGCAUAUUUUUCACCCAAAUGAAUAUAAUCAACAUAUGAAAUCUUAUCAUUUAAAAAAAGUUUACAAAUGCCCAGUUUGUAUUGUAGCUUGUUUUAAUGAAGAAAGUAUUCAAACACAUUUAAAAUAUCACACUUAUGAUGUAAAGCCAGUGGUGUUCUAUCAAUGUGAAAAGUGUUCUGGUAAAUUAGUCCUUAAAAACCAAGUUGAUAAUCAUUUAAAAACACACACAACGAGCUAUGCUUUUCCAUGUUGGACUUGUGGUACAAUUUUCAAAGAGACAACUGCAUUGAUUAGACAUCAUAUGAAUAAGCAUUCCCUAGAAAUGAACAUAAGCAAACAGUUUUUUACAAGUAUUUUAAAUGAUAAAAGUUAUAUUUGCCGUGUUGUGAAAAGAUGUGAAAAAUGUAAAUAUAAUUUUACUUUCAAAUGCAAACAUAAUGAAAUUGAAUAUUUACCAGAUAAAUGUCCUAAUAAAUGUACAACAAAGUUAAAUCCCCAAGAGAAAAAAGUAAAUGUAGUAAGGCAAAUAAUAUGUCACAUAUGUAAAAAUAAAAUAUCCCAGAACUGGGAAGAAAUUAAAAAACACUAUGCAAAGUAUCAUAAAAGUCAUAAAUGUGUUGAUGUGAAAGUUGUUUUGAAAAAACUUAAUAUAAAAGAAUAUGAAAAAAAGAAAAAAGAUAAAAAUACCCUUAAAAACAAGACUAGCAAAAGAAUUCAAAUUCGUGAAAGACAAAAUAAAGAUAUGGCACCCUUAAAUAACACAAUUUCAGAAAGUACUCAUUCUAAAACACAAAGCAGCGAAUUUAUUUGUUAUAAAUGUGGUGAGCAAAAUGAAGACAAGAAAUCUUUAGAGACUCAUAUGAUUUCUCAUAGAGACCCAUACAUGGCUUAUCAAUGUAUGGAAUGUGGGCAAAGUUUUGUAGUUAAACCAUCAUUUUCUAAACAUCUGUUGUUGGAACACGGGAUAUCAGAUGUUUUGGAUUACAUUAAUAAGAAGCAGUGCUUUAAUGAAAACGCACUUAUAAAAUAUCUUAAUAAAUCUGAAGACAAUGAGCCAUUAAAAGAAAAUCAGUGUCAAAUAUGCAGAGAACAAUUCAAUGAUUCCGACAGUUUACAGAAACAUUUUAGAGUUCAUGGAAUGGCCUUCUUAAUGAAAAAUACAAACAAAAAUAAUAGCCCGUAA